CUGUAGCUGUCAUCUGUCACCGGCAGUGUGUCAUCAAACGUGGAGUCUCAAUUCCACGAAUUUCUCCGUAUGUUUAUCAAUCUCAGAGGAUUUUGUCACACAAAAGUCUCAACUUCUGUGCAUCUUCUCGCGAUUGCGCGUGGAGUUUGAGCAAAAAGUGGUGCGGAAGUGGCGGAAAAGAGCAGAAAACUGGAGCAAUGAAGUGUCAGUGAGGUGCCAUAAAGCAUUACGCAUGCGCCCUCUUCGGUGUGAGCGUCUGCUAUAAAGACUUGUAAAAUCACUCUCAUCGUCUCGUAUUUCCCUUGUGUGCUUCGAACAUUUCUGGGACUUAGAAAAUUUUUCGCUUAGCUAGCAUAAGAUGAGCGUGGAAAAUCCCCAAGUGGAGGCAACUGUGGAGGCUACGGAGUCCGUGAAGAGCGUGAAUGGAGAGCAACGCCUGAAUGGGAUCAGCAAUGGACACUCGGACACAGUGAGCUCAUCUGCUGGUUCUGGUGGCGAGAAGAGGCACAAGAGUAGCCAUCAUAAGUCAUCGAAGGACAAGCACAGAGACAAGGAGCGGAGUGAACACAAGUCUAGCUCCAAGUCGAGUCAUCGUGACAAGGAUCGCGAUAAGAGUUCAUCAUCGAGCAAUCAUCAUAAGGACAAAGAGAAGUCCAGCUCUUCGUCGCAUCACAAGUCAUCGCGCGAUAAAGAUCGUGAUCGCGAGAAGCAUCACAAGAGCAGCCGCGAUGACAAGGAGCGCAGCAAAGAUGACAAGGAGAGAAGCAAGGAUGAGAAAUCAAGCAAAGAUCGGGACAAGGAUAAAGAGAAAUCGCGAGACAAGACAUCUUCUUCCUCUGGUGAGAAACAUCGCGACAGGGAUAAAGAAAAAGACAAAGAUCGUCAUCACAAGUCCUCAUCGUCAUCUCACAGCAGCAGCAAGGACAAGGAUAAACAUUCCAGCAGCUCCUCUAAGCAUCGUGAGCAUCACAAGGAGCACAAGGAUCAUCAUCGAGACAAGGAGAAAGAACGCGAGAGGCGAGAGCGCAAAGAGAAAGAGAGACGUGAAAAGGAAAAGCGCGCCAAGGAGGAACAGGAGAACUCCAACGACAGGGAUGUUGAGAACGUGAAUGAGAUGGAUCCUCUGGCCACAUCGUGGCUGCAAGACAACAAAAUGAAGAUGGAUCCUGUUGUGAAGAUCGAGCCGCUAGACACGUCAAAGGCCAGCUCUUGCGAUUACUCCUUGUCGCAGUUUAAUCCCAACGAGACGUCGUUUCAGCUGAAAGUGGAGGAAGAGGAGGGCGAAGAAGAAGUGAGUAUCAAGCAGGAAGACGAAGAGGAGGAGGAAGACGACGAGGAGGAUAUUCCACUGCAUAAGCGAAAAGCUCGUGAAGCUGUAUCGUCAGAUGAGGAGGACGAGAAGCCACUGACGGUGAGGAAAAAGGUGAAAAAUGAGAAGAAGAAUAAAAGGCGCUCCUACAAUUCCGACGAUGAUGAUGAUGAGGAUGAGAAGCCCAAGAAGAAGAAAGUGAAGAAGGAGAAACAAAAGAUCAAGACGAAAGCAGAGAUAAAGACAGAGUUGAAUGAUUCUCAAUCACCGACCAAGGGAAAGAAGAAGAAGGAGGAGGAGACUGAAGUGUGGAAAUGGUGGGAAGAAGAGAAGCGCGAGGAUGGAGUGAAGUGGAAUUUCCUGGAGCACAAGGGACCAGUUUUUGCCCCACCGUACGUUCCGUUGCCGGAUAAUGUGAUCUUUGAAUAUGACGGACGCAAGAUGAGACUGUCUCAAGAUGCUGAAGAGAUUGCCACCUUCUAUGCAAAAAUGCUUGAGCAUGAUUACACGUCAAAGAAGGUGUUCAAUGAUAAUUUCUUCAAGGACUGGCGCAAGUCGAUGACACGUCAGGAGCGCGAAGUGAUCACGGAUCUGAAGAAAUGCAAUUUCCGCAGUAUGCAUGCGUACUUCCAAAAAAUAUCUGAGGCUAAUAAGAAUCGCACGAAGGAGGAGAAGGCGCGCCUCAAGGAGGAGAAUGAGCUCCUGAUUAAGGAGUAUGGAUUCUGCACUAUUGAUGGGCACAAGGAGAAGAUUGGUAAUUUCAAAAUUGAGCCGCCCGGUCUCUUUCGCGGACGAGGAGAGCAUCCCAAGAUGGGAAUGGUGAAGAGACGGGUGGUGGCGAGCGAUAUUCUGAUCAAUUGCGCCAAAAACAGCCAAAUACCGAAGCCUCCGCCUGGGUUUAAGUGGAAGGAGGUGCGCCACGACAACACUGUGACGUGGCUGGCAUCGUGGAUAGAGAAUAUCCAGGGUCAGGUGAAGUACAUCAUGUUGAAUCCCAGCUCGAAGCUAAAGGGUGAGAAGGAUUGGCAAAAGUACGAAACGGCGAGACGUCUGGAUAAGGUGAUUGAAAAGAUUCGGUCGACGUAUCGGGAAGAGUGGAAAUCUAAGGAGAUGCGCGUGAGGCAGCGAGCUGUGGCGUUGUAUUUCAUUGACAUACUGGCUCUAAGAGCUGGCAAUGAGAAGGAUGAAGAUCAAGCGGACACCGUGGGCUGUUGCUCACUGCGUGUGGAACACAUUCAGCUGCACAAGGAAUUGAAUGGGAAGGAAUAUGUUGUAGUAUUCGAUUUCCUGGGAAAAGAUUCCAUCAGGUAUUACAAUGAGGUGGAAGUGGAGAAGAGAGUGUUCAAGAACCUUGAGCUGUUCUGUGAGAAUAAGAAGGAUGGCGAUGACCUCUUUGAUCGACUCAAUACAUCUGUCCUCAAUGAGCAUCUCCGUGAUCUGAUGGACGGUCUGACCGCCAAGGUGUUCCGUACAUACAAUGCAUCGAUCACACUGCAGAAGCAAUUAGAUCUGCUGACGGAUCCGGAGGCCACCAUUCCUGAGAAGUUGCUGCAAUACAAUCGUGCAAAUCGAGCUGUGGCAAUUCUGUGCAACCAUCAAAGGGCCGUGCCCAAGUCGCAUUCGAAGAGUAUGGAGAAUCUGAAGGAGAAAAUCCGAGUGAAGAGGGAGCAAGUUGACGAUUGUGAGGAGGAAGUGAAGGAUUUGCAGAAGAUUGCGAAGCGUGGAUCAGUGAAAGAGAAAAUGGCAUGUGAUAAAAAGAAGAAGCAGUUGGAGAGAUUAAAGGAACAACUCCAGAAGUUGGAAUUGCAAGAGACUGAUCGUGAUGAAAACAAAACCAUUGCCUUGGGCACGUCCAAGCUCAACUACUUGGAUCCACGGAUUUCCGUUGCUUGGUGCAAAAAAUACGGGGUUCCAAUUGAGAAGAUCUUCAACAAGACUCAACGGGACAAAUUCCGCUGGGCCAUUGACAUGGCAGAUAAGAAUUAUCGUUUCUAAGAGAACGAGAAGAAACAUCUAGCGCUAAUUCUGAGGACAUUUAGUAAUUAAGUAUGGGAGAAAAUCUUGAAGAUUGUGAGAUAUAAGAGUAUCCUUAUCUUAGGUAAAAUACACAAGUUGAUUUUUAAAUUUAGUUGAAAGUUUAACUGCAGAAAGACCACAACUUAAAUCACUAGAUAAAUUCUAUUUUAUGACUUAAGUCGGUAAAAUUUAUUUCUUCUACACAUCUGCGUGUGUGUUGAAUUUCUUAUUGAAUGAUUUAUUUCUUGAGACAAAGUGCAAAAUAUCAGAUUUACCAAUUUGAAUAACAGUUCAUAAUUUUAUAGAGUGAUUCGGGCAGUAGACAGAGAAAGCAGGAUACGAAACAGAAGAAAUGGCUAACAAUAGGAUGAUAUACUUUAUAAGUGGAUAAUAAUUUAAAAGAGAAACAACACGUUAAAGAUAGUAAUUAUAAACAAUGGAGGAGUUGGACGAAUAAGAAAAGAGUGAACGGCUUAUUUCUUUCACCACGAAAAUAGUCCACACUUUAUUAGAAACUGUAAAUUAAAGAAUACACAGGAGAAAACAAUUUUAACUUAUUAGUUAGAAUAAUUUGAUUUUUUUAUAUUAACGACGCUGGAAAUUGAAUUGUAGAAUAUUUUGUCAAUGAUUUACUUUUGCAAUUGACGAUGAGUAGAUGCAGAAUCUUUGUCCUUAAUGCGAGUGAUUUUAUCAAAUUGGUCAAAAUUGACUAGAUAUGAGUAGAGAAUAAAUAAAAAUUAUAUGAGGAUAUCAAA
This is a messenger RNA of Phlebotomus argentipes, 4080 nucleotides long. RefSeq names its product DNA topoisomerase I, mitochondrial-like. Gene Ontology annotation, biological process: chromosome segregation; DNA replication; DNA topological change. The transcript is spliced from 8 exons. Gene Ontology annotation, molecular function: DNA binding; DNA topoisomerase type I (single strand cut, ATP-independent) activity. The record is from RefSeq and is a predicted model, not a curated record. The coding region runs from base 359 to 3304 and encodes 981 amino acids. Lineage: Eukaryota; Metazoa; Arthropoda; Insecta; Diptera; Psychodidae. Gene Ontology annotation, cellular component: chromosome; nucleolus.